AUGACCCAUUGCACUUUUGCUUCCUUACGCGGGUAUGAGCGGCAGAACGUGUACGAAGACUACUUGGACGACCAGCUCGAGCUGCUCGGCGCACAGCAUUUCCGAGGAGACGACCGCAGCUUUCGCGAGCUUUUCGACACCGAGGGACGACUGCUGCAAGUGCUCCUGGCGGGCGUCUCCGGCAUCCAGAUGCGCUUUAGGCUGUCUCAUUUAGAGAAGGUUCGCGGCCAGAUAGAAGACAUGUUCACCACGCUCACAACAACGGCCAAGGAGAGCAUCGGUGGCCUCCGCUGGGCAGGCGACGGCGCCAAGGAGGAGGCCGUCCGCAAGCUGGACUCGAUGACGCACGACGUCUUCCCCACGGACGACUUCUUCGACGAGCGAAAACGGCGCUCGCUGUACGAAGCGUUCGCUCCCAAGGACCCUGAGUCCAGCUUCAUCGUGCGCUUCCUCGAGGCCAGCGCCGUCCUGCGCGGCUUCCUGGCGACCGACGCCUACGAGGACGUUUACCGGCGGCGGAUGGGCGAAGGAGGCGCGCCGCUGUUGUUCUACGAGUACAACAGGAACAUCUUGCGCGUGUCGUUGGACGCACUCGAGCGCCCGAUGUUCACCGUAGACGGCACGGACGCUAUGAACUACGGCGGCCUCGGGUCUUACGUUGCCCGCGUGCUGGCCCGCUCAUUCGAUCCCAUCGGCAGCACGGUCGACUCGACGAGUACUGACCGGCUCUGGUGGGGUCCCAAGAUGUCAAGCGGGUACUUGAGGAAAAUAUCGUGCAUGAAUAAUUGGACGCGACAAGGCGUCCUCGACGGCACGACACCCUCGAGCAACCGUCCGGUGUUCAGCCUGUUCCCGCACGUGCCAGCUGUGGAGACGGCCUACCGCGCGUACAAGCACGCCUCGGAGAAGAACAAGACGGCGGACGGGCUGCAGUUGGCCUUGCUCGGGCAGCUGUCGGGCGACCAGGUCUUCUUCCUCACCUACUGUCACGUGCUAUGCGCAGCCCAGGAGGCAGCCGGCGACGCCGCGCACGCCUGCAACGUGCCACUAGCGAACUUCGCGGCGUUCGCGAACGCGUUUCACUGUCCGGUUGGCUCGCGCAUGAACCCGGGCGCCAAGUGCACCUUCUUCGAGGACGACAGCUGA
Molecule: messenger RNA, 1146 nt
Organism: Dermacentor andersoni
Lineage: Eukaryota; Metazoa; Arthropoda; Arachnida; Ixodida; Ixodidae
Source: RefSeq, a predicted model, not a curated record